GAACAGACUUUUGCGUACGGCAGAACUGCCAAGACUACAGUGAGAGAAAAACAAACAUAUAUCGCAAUUCAUUGUUAUUGUUAUCAGUUUUAUUUAACACGUUGCUUUAAGUUUUAUCAUGGCCGUCUUCUGGACAUUUUUGGCAACCUUUCUGUUUGCAAACUGCGUGGUUAGUGCAAGAAAUUACGGAGAACGAACCUUCCAGAAAAUUAAUGCGAACGACGAGAGCGGUGAUAUCGCUAAGUACAGAGUUGAAAAAGAUGAAAACACUUUGGAGCGACGAGGUUUUCGCAGAUCGGGAUGUCAGAUGGGUACCACUGGUCAGGGAUGCUGGCCUAAUUUAUGUGGUAGUAAAACCUACCAUCUCCAUUUUCCACAACCUUUUUCUAAAAAGCCUUCUGUUAGCGUGUCAUUUUCUACCCUUGAUGUCGACAAAAACUACAACAUUCGUGUGUCCUGUUAUGCUAAGGAUAUAACAACGACCAGCUUUAACGUCAGGUUUUCAACCUGGUCUACCACAAGGAUCUAUGGCGUAGGCAUUUCUUGGAUUGCUUGUGUCUAAUGAAAAAUAUUCCAUUUGUCAAUAACUGUUCGACGUAUAAUUUGUACUUGACUAUCAGUAGGUUGAUCAUGCAGUUGUGGUCUUGUGGAUGUAGUAGUCUGCGUUAUAACUAUACCUAAGUUGUGUGCACAGUGAGUGUAAAGCGUUUUCCAAAUA
Messenger RNA from Dendronephthya gigantea, 718 nucleotides. RefSeq lists its product as uncharacterized. Gene Ontology annotation, biological process: cell-cell adhesion. The transcript has 5 exons. Gene Ontology annotation, molecular function: N-acetylgalactosamine binding; oligosaccharide binding; polysaccharide binding. Bases 119 to 562 code for a protein of 147 amino acids. The record is from RefSeq and is a predicted model, not a curated record. NCBI's taxonomy places the organism in Eukaryota, Metazoa, Cnidaria, Anthozoa, Malacalcyonacea, Nephtheidae. Gene Ontology annotation, cellular component: protein complex involved in cell adhesion; cell surface; phagocytic vesicle.